Messenger RNA from Lagopus muta (rock ptarmigan), 756 nucleotides. It is a transcript of the gene CCDC25, whose product is annotated as coiled-coil domain containing 25. The coding region runs from base 110 to 733 and encodes 207 amino acids. The transcript has 9 exons. NCBI's taxonomy places the organism in Eukaryota, Metazoa, Chordata, Aves, Galliformes, Phasianidae. The record is from RefSeq and is a predicted model, not a curated record.
CGCGGCGCCUGGUGUGCAUGCGCACUGCUCCCUUCCGGCCUCCGUAGCCAGGAGCGGGCAGCGGUACUGUGAGGAGCCCGGGCGGGUCUGGGUGGGCCGCGCCGCCGCUAUGGUGUUCUACUUCACCUCCAGCGUUGUUCCCACCGUUUACACCAUUUACAUGGGAAAAGACAAGUAUGAAAAUGAAGAUCUAAUAAAGUAUGGCUGGCCUGAAGAUAUCUGGUUUCAUGUGGAUAAGCUCUCUUCUGCACAUGUGUAUCUUCGGUUGCACAAGGGGCAGACAGUGGAUGACAUUCCUAAAGAAGUUCUGAUAGACUGUGCCCACCUGGUGAAGGCUAACAGCAUCCAAGGUUGCAAGAUGAACAACGUCAACGUGGUGUACACACCAUGGACCAACCUGAAGAAGACUGCAGACAUGGAUGUGGGGCAGAUUGGGUUUCAUAGGCAGAAGGAUGUGAAAAUGCUGACAGUGGAGAAGAAGGUGAACGAGAUACUGAACCGAUUAGAGAAGACAAAAGUGGAACGUUUCCCAGACCUGGCUGCUGAAAAGGAGGCCCGUGACAGAGAGGAGAGGAAUGAGAAGAAAGCCCAAAUCCAGGAGAUGAAGCGGAAGGAAAAGGAAGAGAUGAAGAAGAAGAAAGAGCUGGAAGAACUUAGGAGUUACUCAUCGUUAAUGAAGGCUGAGAAUAUGUCCUCCAAUCAGGAUGGCAACGAUUCCGAUGACUUUAUGUGAAUAAAGUCGCUCUCCUUUCUCAA